AUGACGAGUCUCUCGACUACCAACGGCCACACAAAUGGAGGCACCCCCGCUUCUGGGGAGCAUGGACCCUACGAUUUGUGCGUCGUGGGCGCUGGCCCUGCCGGCCUCAUGCUGAGUGUCAUCGCUGCAAAGUUGGGUCUGACAGUCAAGGUGGCUGAUGAGAGGCCUGACCAGACCACGGUCGGCAGGGCUGAUGGCAUCCAACCCAAGACGAUUGAGACAUUCCAGAUGCUACGCAUCGGUGAUGAACUCAUGAAGACUGGAGUUAGAGUACACGACAUUUGUCUCUGGCGAGGAUCACAGAAGGAGGGUAUCCGCCGCACAGGACGAGAGGUUCACUACCCAGCCUCUGUUGUUGAUGUUCUGGAGCCAUACAUCUUGCUGUGCCAUCAAGGAAUGAUGGAGAGCACAUUCAUUGACGACCUUCGGAAGAGUGGUGUUGAAGUCAGCCGCAGCCACACGUUCACUGGCUUCACAUCACAGUCUGAGGAUCCAUCAAGCUCCCUUCUCAUCAACUGCGACCUUCCUAACGAGAAAACGACUAUCCAAGCACGAUAUCUCGUUGGCUCUGAUGGUGCGCGUUCGCAGGUUCGCAACUGUAUCCCCGACGCCAAUGGACAAGGAAGCCCUCACAACUCUGUAUGGGGUGUUCUUGAUGGCGAGCUUGAUACAGACUUCCCAGAUAUCUGGAGCAAGACGGUUGUGUUCUCUGAAGAGCAUGGCUCAGUUUUGAUCAUUCCACGAGAGCGCAACAUGACUCGUCUUUAUAUCGAGAUGAAGUCUUCCAUCACUUCCAAGGGCCUUGCUCAGGACUACGUGAUGGAGCAAGCAAGACGUGUCAUGGCUCCCUAUCGAGUUGAAUGGGUCUCGGUUGAGUGGUUCGGGAACUACGCGGUCUCUCAACGCGUAGCCUCGAAGUUCCUUGACCCAACAGCUCGGGCCUUUAUCGCGGGAGACGCAAGUCAUACUCAUAGCCCCAAGGCUGCUCAGGGCAUGAACACCAGCGUACACGACUCGUGGAACCUGGGAUGGAAGCUCAACCUGGCUGCGCGAGGCUUCGCCAAGAAUAAAAUCCUCCUCCAGAGCUACGAGCAGGAGAGAAAGAAGAUUGCCCACGAUCUCAUCAACUUUGACUUUGAGCAUGCCAAUGAGAUUGCUGGUGGCGAUGCAAAGCGCCUAGCAGAGAACUUUCGCAAGAACACCAGGUUCAUCUCCGGAAUAGGGGUCGAGUAUGGCUCAAACGAGCUCAACCAAGGGCUUGAAGAGGCGUAUGGUGGUAACGCGAAGCCCGGAUGCAACCUCCCACCCGCCAAAGUCACAAGAUACAUCGAUGCCUGUCCCGUCGACAUUCAGCUCGACAUUCCUAUCCUGGGCCAGUUCCGCUUGUACUUUGUUGUUCCUAACAUCACGGGAAGUGGUGAGAGAAGCUUCCUUGAAAGCUUCGGUCAAGCUGCAUCAGCCCCUUCAUCAUUCUUGUCUCAGCUUUCCAAGGCAGGUGAAGCAUCAUACAAGACCAAGCCUCGUGCUAAGCGUGCCGACGAUGCCUAUCUAAGACCAGAACGGUAUACCACCGUCAGCCAACUCUUUACAUACGGCCUUAUCACAUCUAGCAACAAGAACGAGUUUGAGAUUGCCGAGCUUCCUGAGACCUUUUCCAAGAGCAAGUGGACAGUGUAUCUUGACGAUGUGUCAUACCUCGAUAGGCGAGGAGUCUCAUGCACAGAAAAAUGGCUAGGGCCUGUUAGCCAAGGUGAAGUGGCUGUCAUUGUGGUCAGGCCUGAUGGAUAUGUCGGUACUCUUCGUCGUUUCAAGGGCGCAGGAGGCGAGGACGGGAAGGCUGCAGUACAAUGGCUGGAUUCGUACUUUCAGGGGUUCCUUCAGGUCCUCCAAAGCCUGUAA
Messenger RNA from Fusarium vanettenii 77-13-4, 1899 nucleotides. RefSeq lists its product as uncharacterized. The transcript is spliced from 3 exons. Gene Ontology annotation, molecular function: FAD binding. The record is from RefSeq and is a predicted model, not a curated record. NCBI's taxonomy places the organism in Eukaryota, Fungi, Ascomycota, Sordariomycetes, Hypocreales, Nectriaceae. Bases 1 to 1899 code for a protein of 632 amino acids.